Chelonus insularis is the source of this 2358-nucleotide messenger RNA. It is a transcript of the gene nord, whose product is annotated as nord. The transcript has 7 exons. Bases 158 to 1819 code for a protein of 553 amino acids. The record is from RefSeq and is a predicted model, not a curated record. Lineage: Eukaryota; Metazoa; Arthropoda; Insecta; Hymenoptera; Braconidae.
AUUGCACCGACAUCCUCAGUCUCUUCAAGUCCUUUGCCAACGACACAUUCAUACACUCAGUGUUUUAUUUUUCACUUCUUGCUUACUUAUUUACUUAAUGUGACAUUUUUUUUUUUUCAUUUACUGUUUUUGUUUUAUCAAUUGUUUGUUGGAUUUCAUGGAGACCAAGAUGUUGAUUAAAUUAAGGUUUUUGCUCAUUGUGACACUCAUUUUGACUCAACGAAAGCAUCAAGGUGGUGCGCGAGGUGAAGAUGCUCUUCAGAUUAGGCAAACGUUGACUGGAAGUUCUCGAUCGAGAUCAGAAAGCAUCAACAAAACGGAUAUGUUAUAUCCUGAACAUCAAAUACCGGCUACUCUUCAACCUGGCAAUCCAUCCAAGUUUUAUUAUCUCAGUCAUCGCGAUGGACAUCCUUUAACACUCAUUGUUACACCUUGUGCUGGACCAAUCGCUUGGACUGUUACUUGCUUUGAACCUCCUGUUGAUAAUCGUCAAAGUGGAGCAUCUGAAUCAUUGACACGAUGGCCCGUAAACGCUCUCAUUCCGGGAUCACCGUUAUUCAGCUACGAAGGCGAUGAAGCGCAGAACUUUACGAUUCCAAGAGUACGUGCGGGACUUUAUAGGCUUGAGAUAAAAACUAAGACAGAUGCUUACAAGAUCGAUCGAUCGCCGAAGACGGUGUUGCUCUAUGCGACCUCAAGUGCUCUGGAUCAUCUUCCAGUGUCGUAUGAGAGCACUAGAGGAAAGAAACACCGAGCAUUACGCUUCCAACCACGUAGAAGUCGACGUAGACUGACAGUUUCAUGGAGUAAAAGCCACGUGGAUCCACAUAUGUCGAAUUACUGCUUAGCUGUAACAUCUGGCACAGCAAUGCAUCCUCCAACCCUUUGUGCUGCUCAAAAUGUCCUACAGAUUCAUUCUCGACCUAUCAAAAGUGGUGGAUCUUCUAGAGAAUAUCAACAUCGUGGAGUUCCUGAAGGUCUUCACUGCUUUAAUCAAACUAAACUUACUCUUCAUGGUCUAAAGUACAACACGACAUACGAUUUUUCUCUUUAUGUGAUAAGUGCACGAAAUAAUGUAUCCACCAGGAUAUCCACGGAGUCAUUUAAAUUUCGAAAAACUCCAGCUCAAAUUUUACGAACUGACCGUUAUGUAACGGCGAAUCUUCGUAAAUAUGAUGGAUUCAUAAAUUUUCAAUAUCAACCUCCUUAUAACGGCACGACGGAGUUUCAUAUUUUACCGUGUGGCGGAGGGAUAGUUAGAGCUAAGCUUCGAGGACCAUCUGGAUUUAUGAAGAAAAAAGAAGUAGUUGGCCACGCAUCCUUAAAAGCACCCUCGUUAGAGCCAGGAAAACGAUACAUGCUUGGAAUAUACGCAACUCCACAGGAAUUAAUAAAAGUAUCAUCAGUCAAGGUCUUGGCAACUCAAGAAGGUGCAAUUCUAUAUCCAGAAGUACCUUCGAAGAGUACACCAAGAGAAUAUCGAUCUUUGAGAAAGUGUCAUGAAGUAACAGUGGGCGUAGAGCCAGCAGGAGCUGCAAAAUAUUGCGUUCUAGUUCGUGAACUCCGAGGCUCAACUUCAAUGAAUGGAAUAGCAAGUAUUCCAGAUCAGUGUGGUCUUCAUCGUCGUCGUAGAUCAGAAUACACACGCGAAGAAUGUGAAGAAAAAUUGAAUCCUACAGAAAAUCGAGCUCUUUUAUUCACCAUCAACAGACUCCAACCAGGAAAAGCUUACAUAGUUCAAAUAACUGCUCAAGUUCAAGGUCAAUCAUUGUCGUAUCCAUUAAUAGGAGUGCGUACUCGGAGAAUGUGUCAAUCUUAAAGGAAAAAUCUUCAAUCCCCUUUUGUACAUAGAGUGUGUAUGCCUGUGUGUGAUGAGUGUAAAAAAUGCGUGAACGUUUGUCAUCAUAAUUAAUUUCCUAAUUGCUGUAUUUUUGUACUUCAUUGAUCGCUAUCGUGAUCAUCAAUCGUAUCGUAAAUAAUAAUUAUCAUAAUAACAAUAGUAGUAGUAAUCAUCAACAGUUUUAGAAAAUAAGAUAAAUUAUAAAUCAAUCAAGUAAGAUAAGAUUUAAUAAAUAAUAAAACCAACGUCACUGUUCAUCCAAGCAUGGAGUAUAAACAAAGGCAAAACCAUAUGUCACCCAGAAGUCCUUCAUGUCCACUGUAUAGCAUAAAACAUCGGUUAUCAACCAUCAAACCUACAGACCAUUAAAAGCCACGAAUCUCUCCAGUCUUAACUUACACACAAGUGUCUAUUUCGGGAUCGUUUACGUUAGGAAUAUUGCGUGGAUGAGAGUUGGAACGCAGAAAUUACAGAAAAGAAGAGUUCAAGUGGCAAAAAUGAACGGUUACUUUGAAAAC